Melampsora larici-populina 98AG31 is the source of this 1833-nucleotide messenger RNA. RefSeq lists its product as uncharacterized. NCBI's taxonomy places the organism in Eukaryota, Fungi, Basidiomycota, Pucciniomycetes, Pucciniales, Melampsoraceae. The transcript has a single exon. The record is from RefSeq and is a predicted model, not a curated record. Bases 1 to 1833 code for a protein of 610 amino acids.
AUGAACAAUAACUAUAUUGAAGAAUUACCUCAGUAUCUGGACUAUCGUGGAUUUGAAGGCAGUUUCAACAAUGAUAUUUGGAUGACACAGGAAGUACCAGAGAUCAGCCCCAGUCCCUGGUGGCUACAUGAUAAUCUAAAUGACUGGGUUGCAUUUUCAGAGUACAUAUCUUUACAGAAGGACCCAUCAUACAAAAUUUUUGACAGCAAAAACAGAUCACAUUCUAUGAUCCCAGACACAUCCAAUGAACUCCCCAUGUCAAACAUUGGAAGCUUUAACUCACAGCAAUUUCCAGGUUAUGCAAUACAUCCACAGGUUGACCACAUGAGUACCAUGGUACAGGCUUACCCACAACAGCUAUUUGAAAGCAGCACAUCAUUGGAAAGGAAUCAAGAAGAUUUGAGUAUGUGGGGAAGGCGAUAUAUGGAUUCAAAGAUCAAAUUUGAGGAAAACAAAGGUUUAGAUUUUGGACAUACACCAUCAAUACUCAUGCAUGAAAAUGUAUUGAACAGUGGACUGGAUGAAGGACAGAGGAAUGAUUGGGAUUAUUAUUCCCCACCAAUCAACUUCAAUGAGGUUGAAAAGUGGAAUUUCCAUCACUCAGCGGAUAUUCCAUUUUCACUUGAACAUCCUCCAACUGAGCCCAUACACCAAGACCAUUUAUCAGGUUUUGACCAAAAUUUCCUGAAUAUUGUUGGCAAUGAUCUGGGAUACUCACAGGUGAAGACAUAUGAUACAGAUACAUUCUUAAACAAUCCGCUUCAUAUUCAAUGUCAAACACAUUCAACUUUCCCUCCAUGGGUGACAAGCCAAAGCCAUAUGGAAUCACAGUCUAUCCUGGAGAGUAUUCAGACACAGGAAGGGGGGAGGAAUGUGUUGGAAAACAAUAUGAACAGUGGGACUUCAGAAUUACUUUCAAAUCCACAUCAAAGUGGUCAGUCCCUGGAAACAGCAGUCCCACCAGUUUUCAAGGAAGUCCAGGGGGUUUUGAAACUUUCAUCUCUGCAGACCUUUCCUGAACAUGCUGCCUCUGAUCAAACUAGAACUAAUCCUGCAGCUCUGUUUCAAAAUUGGCACAAUAUGGAACUGGAGAAUAAUCCUAACUUAAUACUUGGUAGCAGACUAAAUCAAGAAGAUGCAAAAGAUAAGGGUGGUCAUAGGGCAAUUUAUUUCAAGGAGGGAUUACCCUUUCUUUGCGCAGAUCCCCAAGGAGUUCCAAGAAAACGUUUGGCAGAUUUAAAAAUGAUUCCAGCAAUUGCCCCCUUCAUGGAAAAACUGAAAUUGUUUUUUGAUGGAAGCUUCAAAGAGAAGACUGAUAAGAUGUCAUCCAAAAUCCAGUCAUCUGUCAAAGCUAGACUUGAGUUAAUCACAUACCAGUUCUUUUUACUACAAGCAAAGGCUAAAUAUACCUAUGAAAAACACUUUGGUCAGGAUGAACUGGAAGACACUCUUGAGAGGGGAUAUCAAUGGAUCACAAACCUGUGGGACAGUCUCCCACUUGAUUAUAUGAUGUUCAAUAAUGUCAAAUCAGAUCAUGACAAUGUUCAGCAUGAUGACUCAAUUGAAUCCUUCUAUCAAACUGUAGUUUAUAGGCUGCAGAGGAGUGAUUUUUUGUGUCGUACUCAGAAGUACUUUUGUACUCGUCUACUUCUUCAAUGGAUUUUUGAACAUAAUCAGGUAUGGCUUGAAAAGUUGCUCAAAUACAAUGAUCCAAUAUGGUGGUCUAAACCUGCACCAUGUAUGCCUCAUCCAAAAUGUAAAGUACUAUUCAAUCAGAUUUCAAGAUCAGAACCACUAUCUAAUGCAGAAGACAACAUUUUGUUCAAAUAUUGA